This is a messenger RNA of Sphaerulina musiva SO2202, 1423 nucleotides long. Its product is annotated as PTH2-domain-containing protein. Lineage: Eukaryota; Fungi; Ascomycota; Dothideomycetes; Mycosphaerellales; Mycosphaerellaceae. Gene Ontology annotation, molecular function: peptidyl-tRNA hydrolase activity. Gene Ontology annotation, cellular component: cytosol; mitochondrion. The record is from RefSeq and is a predicted model, not a curated record. The transcript is spliced from 2 exons. Bases 84 to 698 code for a protein of 204 amino acids.
CUCGUCACGGCCUCACCCACCGCACCCCCGGCAGCCUCGCCCGACGCCUCCGUCUCCGCCUCCGCUGCCAACUCGUCGUCGCCAUGGCUCAGCCUCCGCUCGAUCGGCCUCCGCCGUCUGCUGCAAGCUAUGCCAUUGCAGCCGCCAUUGUCGCCUUCACCACUGGCUACUUCAUCGGCAAGGCCCGCUCCAUCGGACUGUUCGGCCAGUCACCCGUGGACUAUACUAUGGCAGCCGGCGGUGCGAGCGACGACGACGACGAUGAAGACGGUGACGACUCGGGAUCCGAGGAGUCGGCCCAGGACCUGGGAGAACUUCAGACUUUUGAGGGUAGCACAGAGGAAUGCAAGCUCGUGCUGGUCGUCAGAACUGACCUAGGCAUGACCAAAGGCAAAAUAGCUGCGCAGUGCGGGCAUGCAACUCUUGCGUGCUACAAAUCGUUCUUACGUAUCAACCCCAAGCAUCCCAUCCUCCAGCGCUGGGAAUCUCAAGGCCAAGCCAAGGUGGCACUCAAGGUUGACAGUGAAGACGAAAUGCUCAUGCUUCAGGCCACAGCUGUCAGUUUGGGCUUAUGUGCCCAAGUCAUCCAUGAUGCCGGUCGAACGCAGAUUGCGAGCGGGUCUGCCACUGUCCUUGGCAUAGGACCUGCACCAAAGAGCAAAAUCAAUGAAGUGACCGGGCAUCUCAAGCUAUUGUGAUCACCCAAUACCUCAACACUGGUUGCCGCAACUGCGGAAAGUCGAUCGUCAACGCUUGCGACUGCUUACCAACACUCCCGCAGCACGUCAAUGAAAAUGACUCAGGGUUGCCUAGUGUGUACAUGUUGCUUGCCUAGCAAUGGUCACAGAUCUGCAGAGUUACAAUUGACACCACGAUAGAUCAGUGAACGUCAAUUGUUUCUACGGUCAAUUGCUGGUACGAAGGCUCAAAUACGUGAUGUGGUGUCAUGCAGUACACUUUUCGAGGCAGCGAGGAACGUAUCGCUUUGACGCAGUCUCGUAUAUUUGCGUAGCAUCGACUUUUCUCUGGUGCUGGUCUUGAAUCGCUCGACGGUAUGCUGGGCACAACCACAAUCACCAUGGGCUUCUCCUUUGCACGAACCUUCUACGCACAGUGUGCAAAUGCCAAACCAUUACCAGUGGCGAGACAAUCAAUCUAUUCCGAGCUAUAUAUCGAUUCGGUGAUGGUCGCCUCGGAUAAUGACAGAGAAUGUGACUUCAAACGAGAAGGCUGAUAUUAAUUGCAAAUCUUUUCGAGGAUGAGAAAGAAGUGUUGCCCUGGAAUGACUGUAUGACACUCGUUGAAAGUGAAAGAUUGGUUCGGUGAACGUUGAAUUUCCGUCCCAGUACCACGAGAGAGACACACAUGGUACGGAGGUAGGAGGUGUUGACCGAGAAACAUUGAAGAACAUGCUUCUAGGGCC